Molecule: messenger RNA, 1001 nt
Organism: Sinocyclocheilus grahami
Lineage: Eukaryota; Metazoa; Chordata; Actinopteri; Cypriniformes; Cyprinidae
Gene: cryaba
Product: crystallin, alpha B, a
Exons: 3
Coding region: 111-614 (167 amino acids)
Biological process (GO): negative regulation of apoptotic process; protein refolding; response to heat
Cellular component (GO): cytoplasm; nucleus
Molecular function (GO): structural constituent of eye lens
Source: RefSeq, a predicted model, not a curated record
GUAGCUGGGUAGGUAGCUGACAUAAGGUUUAUGGAUGGGCCAUAAAUACAGGCCCACAGCAGAACAUGCAGCAGAUCCGCUGUCAACUCCAGCCGCUUCGCUGAGAUACAAUGGAAAUUUCUAUCCAACAUCCCUGGUACCGCCGGCCCUGGUUCCCAGGCUACUUCCCUUAUCGAAUUUAUGACCAGUAUUUCGGAGAGCACCUACCCGACAGUGACCUUUUUUCACCUUUCUACAUGUUUUACUAUCGACCUUAUUUCUGGCGUUUUCCAAACUGGUGGGACAGUGGCAUGUCAGAGAUGAGAAUGGAUAGAGAUCGGUUUGUAAUCAACCUGGAUGUGAAGCACUUCUCUCCAGACGAACUGAUGGUCAAGAUCAAUGAUGAUUUUAUUGAGAUUUAUGGGAAACAUGACGAACGGCAGGAUGAGCAUGGUGCUGUGGCAAGAGAGUUUUACAGGAAGUGCAAGAUCCCCGCUGGUGUAGAUCCAGGUGCCAUCACCGCUUCUCUGUCCUCUGAUGGUGUGCUGACCAUCUGCACACCACGCCACAUGCUGGACAUCCCUGAACGCAACAUCUCCAUCACCUGUGGAGAGAAGCCACCAGCGCAGAAGUAAACAUGUUGACAGCUGCACCUCUGCCAAUCAUCUCCAAACAAAACCCACCACUGAGAGAAUCAUCUACUGUAUUAAGACCAUGUGCAUUCAUGUAACACAGUAAUAUAACCAGAAAUACACCUGUCCAUUGUGAACAAUACAAUAUCAUGCAAAAUGCGCAGUAAGUCAGUGCUUUAGGUCAGUGAAUGCAGGUUGUCAUUGGAGCUGGGUUUGGUUUGUUAUAUUUAUGGCCUACAUUUGGACGUUGCAUGUAAUUAUGUGGUUGACUUGGGUUAUGAUUGUAACUUCGGCUUUGAGAGCAAGCAGUAUUGACGUGGGAUGUUGUGCAGCACUGGCCUCUGCUUUUGAAGUUAAUAAAUCCCCAGGUCAAAAUAAAUAAAAAUAAAU